CCUGUGUCUCUUUCCAGAGGGAGUGUCUUUCCAUCCAUGUGGGCCAGGCUGGAGUCCAGAUGGGCAAUGCCUGCUGGGAACUCUAUUGCCUAGAACAUGGAAUCCUACCAGACGGGACCAUUCCUGCCCCAAAGGCAAGUGAACAAGUGGAUUCCUCUUUUGAGACUUUCUUCUGUGAGACUGCAGCAGGGAAGCAUGUUCCCAGAGCCGUGUUCAUAGACCUGGAGCCAACAGUCAUUGAUGAGAUCCGCACGGGGACCUACCGCUUGCUGUUCCACCCGGAGCAGCUCAUCACAGGCAAGGAGGAUGCAGCCAAUAACUACGCCCGAGGUCACUACACCAUUGGGAAGGAAAUCAUUGAUAACGUAUCGGCCAGGAUUCGCAAAAUGGCUGACCAGUGCAGUGGCCUUCAAGGGUUCCUGGUCUUCCACAGCUUUGGCGGAGGCACAGGCUCUUGGUGGGGAGGGAUGGAGGAGGGGGAGUUCUCCGAAGCCAGGGAGGACAUGGCUGCUCUAGAGAAGGACUAUGAGGAAGUUGGGUUGGAUUCUGCAGAUGGGGAUGAGGAGGAGGAAGGAGAAGAUUAUUAAACACUUGUUCUAGGCAUUAGCCUGGCAGUGCUAUUCCUCUGUGGGCUAGAUGUAUCUGGGGUUACAUUUAGUUACUUGCAGUCUUGCUGCUAGAUGCAUC
Molecule: messenger RNA, 687 nt
Organism: Chrysemys picta bellii (western painted turtle)
Lineage: Eukaryota; Metazoa; Chordata; Testudines; Emydidae
Source: RefSeq, a predicted model, not a curated record